UCCCGGCUAAUUUUUUUUCUCUUUCUUUCUUUCUUUCUUUCUUUUUUUUUUAGUAGAUACGGGGUUUCACCGUGUUGGCCAGGAUGGUCUCGAUCUCCUGACCUCGUGAUCCGCCUGCCUCGGCCUCCCAAAGUGCUGGGAUUACAGGCGUGAGCCACCGCGCCCGGCGGUAAAUUCUUUUUAAAAAGCGUUUAUUCCGAUUGAUUUCCUGGCAUCCCGUGGGGCGGACAACGGGCUGAGGCCUCCAGUAAACCUUCUGCGCGAUGGAGCUGCGGGGGCUCAGCUGCGCUGUUUUUGGGUAAUAUGUUUAAUUCAGGAAUUGCGAAAAGCCUUGCAGCAGCUACAAGAAGAAUUGCAGAAUAAGAGCCAACAGCUUCGUGCCUGGGAGGCUGAAAAAUACAAUGAGAUUCAAACCCAGGAACAAAACGUCCAGCACCUAAACCAUAGUCUGAGUCACAAGGAGCAGUUGCUUCAGGAAUUUCGGGAGCUCCUACGGUAUCGAGAUAACUCAGACAAAACCCUUGAAGCAAAUGAAACGUUGCUUGAGAAACUUCGCCAGCGAAUACAUGAUAAAGCUGUUGCUCUGGAGAGCACUCCCAGGAGAUGGAAAGCCUGAGGGAGGCUCUGCUGUCCUCUCGAUCCCACCUUCAAGAGCUGGAAGAGGAGCUGGAGCACCAGAAGGUGGAAAGGCAGCAGCUUUUGGAAGACUUGAGGGAGAAGCAGUAAGAGGUCUUGCGUUUAAGGGAGGAACGUCUUUCCCUCCAGGAAAACGACUCCAGACUGCAGCACAAGCUGGUUCUCCUGCAGCAACAGUGUGAAGAGAAACAGCAGCUCUUUGAGUCCCUCCAGUCAGAGUUACAAAUCUAUGAGGCACUUUAUGGCAAUUCCAAGAAGGGGCUGAAAGCUUACAGCUUGGAUGUCUGUCACCAAAUCCCUUUGAGCAGUGACUUGAGCCACCUGGUGGCAGAGGUAUGAGCUCUGAGAGGGCAGCUGGAGAAGAGCAUUCAGGGGAACAAUUGUCUGUGACUGCAGCUGCAACAGCAGCUGGAUAGCCUGCUGGCAAAGCCAGCCUCAGCCCCUCCUCUGUUAACCAGAACUUCCCAGCCAGCGCUGACCCUGGAAACAAGCAGCUGCUCCUCCAAGAUUCAGCUGUGUCCCCUCCAGUCCGGGAUGUUGGUAUGAAUUCCCCAGCUCUGGUCCUCCCCAGCUCUGCUUCCUCUACUCCUGGCUCAGAAAAGGCCAUAAUCAACAGAACACAUGGCUUGGGUUUGGAUACUUCUCCAGUAAUGAAGACCCCUCCCAAGCUGGAGGGUGAUGCUACUGAUGGCUCCUUUGCCAAUAAGCAUGGCCGCCAUGUCAUUGGCCACAUUGAUGACUACAGUGCCCUAAGACAGCAGAUUGCGGAGGGCAAGCUGCUGGUCAAAAAGAUAGUGUCUCUUGUGAGAUCAGCGUGCAGCUUCCCUGGCCUUGAAGCCCAAGGCACAGGGGUGCUAGGCAGCAAAGGCAUUCAUGAGCUUCGGAGCAGCACCAGUGCCCUGCACCAUGCCCUAGAGGAGUCGGCUUCCCUCCUCACCAUGUUCUGGAGAGUGGCCCUGCCAAGCACCCACAUCCCUGUGCUGCCUGGCAAAGUGGGAGAAUCAACAGAAACGGAACUUCUGGAACUGAGAACCAAAGUAUCCAAACAGGAGCGGCUCCUUCAGAGCACAGCUGAGCGUCUGAAGACCGCCAACCAACAGAAGGAGAGCAUGGAGCAGUUCAUCGUCAGCCAGCUAACCAGAACACAUGAUGUUUUAAAGAAGGCAAGGACUAACUUAGAGAGCAGCACUUACAGGAUUGCCUGUGUAAAGCCUUAUUCCUGUCCCAGAAAAGGUAAAAUCCCUAAGGGCUCUGCUGUGUACUCCAGCCUUGUGACCCUUGCUUUCCAGGAACCAUGCAAGAAGUGCAGCCACCAGAAGUCCUUAUAUAGGAUUUCCUUUUUAUCACUGGUUUUGAUGGAUUUGAUUAAGGCAUUCCUUGGUGAAGUUUUCUUCAUGUUUCUUGUUCUUAGAAUAAUCAUAUUUCUGUAAUAUUUGAAGUUUAUGGUUUCCAUGGAGCUUCUAAAUCUUUCAUCCAGUAUGUUUUAAAUAUCUUUGUCUCUCUUCUCCUCUACACGCCCUUCAGGGAUUCCAUUUAGCCCUAUACUGGGGGGUUUAAAGUUUUGAUGCUGAUGGUCUUUUUAUGUUUUCAAGUCAUUUGUUACUGUGUGUUUCAUUUAUGUUAGUUUCAACUUCUAUUCCUUCUAGUUCAAUAAUCUUCUCUUCUGCAAUGUUUAAUCCACUGCCUUCUUCCAUUUCAGACUGUAAAUCAUACUUUUUAUUUACAGAAUUUGAUAUUUAAAAAAUCUUCAACCUCCCCAUUUAAUUAAAAUACAAUUAUACUAACUGCUCUAAUGUCCUUUUCUUCUAUUUCCAACAUGUCUGUCAAUUUCAACUAGAUUAUUAGAUUCUUCAUUAUGUGUCAUGUUUUCCUGCUUCUUUGGCUG
This is a messenger RNA of Pan troglodytes (chimpanzee), 2521 nucleotides long. RefSeq names its product myomegalin-like. Lineage: Eukaryota; Metazoa; Chordata; Mammalia; Primates; Hominidae. The transcript has 14 exons. Gene Ontology annotation, molecular function: molecular adaptor activity. The record is from RefSeq and is a predicted model, not a curated record. Gene Ontology annotation, biological process: positive regulation of microtubule nucleation; centrosome cycle; regulation of Golgi organization. Gene Ontology annotation, cellular component: Golgi apparatus; centrosome. The coding region runs from base 1179 to 2066 and encodes 295 amino acids.